CCUGGGGGUGGGGGAGGGGGCCGUGGCGGAGGCGCUGCUGCGCUGCCCUGCCCUGCGCCGCGCCGCCAGGGCGGGAGGGGGGCGGCGGUUGCUGCUCCAAGAUGGCGGAUGAGGAGGCUCCGCUCCUCCGCCCGCGCGACGGCGGCCCCGGCGGCACGGCCGAGAGCGCCGAGCCCGCUCCGAAGCGCCAGUGCCUCGACUCGGAAGACGCUGGCUGCGGGCGGGGCGCGGCGCCCGCCCAACGGCCAGACCGGGGCGCGGGGCCGCCACCCGCCGCUGCUGCUGUGGCAGUAGAACUGCCGGGCGAGGCGGCGACUGUGACUGCCGAUGGCGGCGGCGGCCGGGCGAACAAGGAAGACGACGAAACGGUGGCGGCGGCGGCGGUCUGGAGCGGCGCGGACAAUAGGGCCGAGCUGCGGGGCCUGCCCCGGGCGGAGCCGCCUCCGCAGCCGCGGCAGCGGGGCCGGGGGGAGGGGGCGGAGGCGGCGCUCGGCGAAGACGCGGCGGAGGCGGCCAUUGGCUGCAGGCGGGCGCAGUGUUCAAACCGGGCGGCCGAAGCGCCGGCCCUGCAUCCCGAUAACUUCCUUCUUAGUGAUGAAAUCAUAGCCAAUGGUUUUCACUCCUGUGAUAGUGACGAAGAUGACAGAGCCUCACAUGCAAGUUCUAGUGACUGGACUCCAAGACCUCGUAUAGGUCCCUACACUUUUGUUCAGCAGCAUCUCAUGUUGGGUACUGACCCACGGACAAUUCUGAAAGACCUGCUACCAGAAACAAUCCCUCCACCCGAGCUGGAUGAUAUGACACUCUGGCAAAUUGUUAUAAACAUUCUUUCAGAACCACCAAAAAGGAAAAAAAGGAAAGAUAUUAAUACCAUUGAUGAUGCUGUGAAGCUUUUACAAGAAUGCAAAAAAAUAAUGGUCUUGACUGGAGCUGGGGUGUCUGUGUCUUGUGGAAUACCUGACUUUAGAUCAAGAGAUGGCAUCUACGCACGCCUUGCUGUAGACUUCCCAGACCUUCCAGAUCCUCAAGCAAUGUUUGAUAUAGAAUACUUCAGAAAGGAUCCCAGACCAUUUUUUAAGUUUGCAAAGGAAAUCUACCCAGGACAGUUCCAGCCAUCUCUCUGUCACAAGUUCAUAGCUUUGAUGGAUAAAGAAGGAAAACUACUUCGCAACUAUACUCAGAACAUAGAUACACUGGAACAGGUUGCAGGAAUCCAGAGGAUAAUCCAGUGUCAUGGUUCCUUUGCAACAGCUUCCUGCCUGAUCUGUAAAUACAAAGUCGAUUGUGAAGUUGUUCGAGAAGAUAUUUUCAAUCAGGUUGUACCCAGAUGUCCCAGAUGUCCAGCUGAUGAACCACUCGCUAUCAUGAAGCCAGACAUAGUGUUCUUUGGGGAGAACUUACCUGAGCAGUUCCACCGUGCCAUGAAGUAUGACAAAAAUGAAGUUGAUCUCCUUAUUGUCAUUGGGUCCUCACUGAAAGUAAGACCAGUAGCAUUGAUUCCAAGUUCCAUCCCUCAUGAAGUGCCUCAGAUCUUAAUUAAUAGGGAACCUUUGCCUCAUCUACAUUUUGAUGUGGAGCUUCUUGGAGACUGUGAUGUUAUUAUUAAUGAAUUAUGUCAAAGGCUAGGUAAUGAAUACACAAAACUUUGCUACAACCCAGUAAAACUUUCAGAAAUAACAGAAAAGCCUCCACGAACGCACAAGGAGCUUGAAAUGCACUCAUCUGAGCUACCACCUACCCCUCUAAACAUUUCAGAAGACUCUAGUUCACCAGAAAGAAUGACUCCACCAGAUGCUUCAGUGGUGUCUUCAGAACACUCAGCUGAAUGUAAGGUAGAAAACUGUGAUCCUACUUCAGAAACUAAAGAGACCUGCACAGAGGAAAAGCUUCAAGAUACACAGGCAUCAGACAACCCUGAAAAUCCUACUAGUGAACUAAUGAACUCUGAAACAGUGAAGGAAAAUGGAUCUAACAAUGGAGAAAACAAAGAAAAAAAGGAAGUCUUGAAGAAGUGCUGGGUAAACAGAUCUGCAAAAGAACAGAUUAGCAAAAGGCUGGAUGGUACUCAGUAUUUGUUUUUACCACCAAAUCGCUAUAUUUUCCAUGGUGCUGAGGUGUACUCAGAUUCUGAAGAUGAUAUCAUAUCUUCUAGCUCUUGUGGGAGCAGCAGUGAAAGUGGUUCAUGUCGUAGUCAGAGCUUAGAUGUGGAGGACGAGAGCGAGAUUGAAGAGUUCUAUAAUGGCAUAGAGGAUGAGGACGCUCCUGAAAGGGAGGAGGAACCUGGUUUCAGGGAGGAUGGAAUUGAACAAGAUGAAGCAGCAGCUGAGGAGUCAGCUUACACAAGUGAAGCUGCAGCAACUGAGCAGCCAAGCAACAACUUGUAAAGCGAUCACUGACUGGUUACAGGAACUUUCCACCAGCAUUAGGAGCUUUGGCAUGUCAGAAUGAAUGUUUACGUCUGAAUUUAGAGCAACAAAAACAUACAGAAGUAGUGUUUAUAAAUAACUAAAACAGAUUUUCAUGCUUAGUUUUUUACCUUUUUCAAUAAAAUUCUAUUGCUGCACACUCAACACUAACUCAUCUUUUUUUUUCUUAAGGUAGUAGGACUAUCUAAACAGUUGUCACUGUGUUCACUUUUCAGUUCCUCUGUCUGAUCCGGCAUCCAUGUAUAUAAUGCAUAUUUUUGCUUCAUGAAUUCCGGUUUUGAAAAAGCCAUUGGAAUGUUAAACUAAUAUAAAGGGAACAGCUAAUUAAGACCAAAGAAUGGUAUUUUCACACCUCUUGCUUUGUAACACAUUGGUUUAUUUAAAACCUUAUGCUUUUGCUAAACCUUUCCUUCUGCCUAGUCUGUCAUUAAACACUGGCAUUUUCUAAGACCUACUGUGGCAGCUAAUUUUUUGUUUUGAGAGAUACUUUAAAUGUUUGAGACAUACUGAAAUGUGAGUAGAUAGUUAAAUGGAAACAUGCCAGCGAGCACUUAGGGGCUGCCACAGUUUUCAGGUAUCUAAGAAGUGCUGUGAAGAUGCUGAGGUGAAUGCUGGCUGAGAAGCAGGUGCAGUGCCAGUGUUGGAAAGAAACUGGCUUCCCCACGGCAGACAUUUGUCACACUGUAUACAGGAGCCAAGCAUAGUACAGCUUGAUUGCAAACAGCGUUUGAGAAACUGCCAAGGCUCUGCUGCAGAAGUGAGGCCAAGUUCAGAACAGGCUUUCUACCAGCUCCUGAGAAGGUGGAGGGGAAAAAAAA
Molecule: messenger RNA, 3244 nt
Organism: Dryobates pubescens (Downy woodpecker)
Lineage: Eukaryota; Metazoa; Chordata; Aves; Piciformes; Picidae
Gene: SIRT1
Product: sirtuin 1
Exons: 9
Coding region: 102-2384 (760 amino acids)
Molecular function (GO): NAD+ binding
Source: RefSeq, a predicted model, not a curated record